Messenger RNA from Pelobates fuscus (common spadefoot toad), 1497 nucleotides. It is a transcript of the gene ERI1, whose product is annotated as exoribonuclease 1. The coding region runs from base 169 to 1218 and encodes 349 amino acids. Lineage: Eukaryota; Metazoa; Chordata; Amphibia; Anura; Pelobatidae. Gene Ontology annotation, biological process: exonucleolytic trimming to generate mature 3'-end of 5.8S rRNA from tricistronic rRNA transcript (SSU-rRNA, 5.8S rRNA, LSU-rRNA). The record is from RefSeq and is a predicted model, not a curated record. The transcript is spliced from 7 exons. Gene Ontology annotation, cellular component: nucleolus; cytoplasm. Gene Ontology annotation, molecular function: nucleic acid binding; 3'-5'-RNA exonuclease activity.
UCUAGUCCAAAAGCGGGACAGACAAGACUUGAUGGAGGUGGGUUGUUGACAGGGAAGCCAUGGUCGGGGUUCGGACUGCGACAGCUGGCUGCUUAUGACCCCCAAAUCCGUCCUGACCCCUCACCGAGCUGGGUGCUGUCCGCCCAGGGUCACUGACAGCCACACAACAUGGAGGAGCAGAAGGAGAACAGGCCGCUGCAUGCAGGCCUCCCAGAGGUGGACGAUCUGUGCAGGAGGAUGGCAAAGCACAUGGAUCUCAAUGGAGGAGUAAAGCAGAAGAGUAGGUUGGAUGGUCAAGAGCCUACAUUGAUAACCUCUAUCACUUCUUGCGCUAGUAACUUCAGUGACCCUGUCUAUAAAGAAAUUGCUAUUUCAAAUGGUUAUGUUAACAGAAUGAGUAAGGAUGAGCUGAAAACAAAACUUGCAGAGUAUAAGCUUGACACUAGUGGUGUAAAAGAUGUGCUCAGAAAGCGCCUGAAGAAUUACUAUAAGAAACAGAAGCUGACACAUGUUGUGUUAAAGGAUUCAAGCAGUCAUGAUACUUAUUAUGACUACAUUUGCGUCAUAGACUUUGAGGCCACUUGUGAAGAAUGUAACAAGCCAGACUACAUCCAUGAGAUCAUUGAAUUCCCUAUUGUUUUGGUCAACACAAAGACUUUGGAAAUUGAAGACACGUUUCAGCGUUAUGUGAAGCCAGAAAUCAAGACUAAUCUUUCUGAAUUCUGCAUUACACUUACAGGAAUUACUCAGGACAUUGUAGACACUGCAGAUACGUUUCCUGAAGUUCUUCGUAGCGUUGUCGACUGGAUGCGAGAAAAGGAACUCGGAACAAAGUACAAAUAUGCAAUCCUCACUGACGGAUCUUGGGACAUGAGCAAGUUUCUGAAUAUGCAAUGUCAUAUUAGCCGCGUUAAAUACCCACGUUUUGCUAAGAAGUGGAUCAAUAUACGCAAGUGUUAUGGGAAUUUUUACAAGGUGCCAAGGACCCAAACCAAACUGACAACCAUGUUGGAAAAGUUGGGAAUGAAUUAUGAUGGCCGUCUGCACAGUGGUCUGGAUGAUUCUAAGAACAUAGCCCGGAUUGCCGUUCGAAUGCUUCGAGAUGGCUGUGAACUGCGUGUUAAUGAGCGGUUGCAUGGAGGGCUGCUCGUGAAUGUAUGUAGCUCCUUGCCAUUUGAAGGGGCUCCUGUUCCUCAAUAUCCGUGCUUUAAAAACUAGCCUUUUCCCUGCUGCUGUGUGUAUAUACUUCGUGUUUUUGUUUUUUUAGGAGCACCUUACAUGAUUUUACUAAAAUUUGUAAGUUCUCGCAAAAGAUUUGCUUUUUUGACAUGCUUUUAAAUAUGUGCACUUGUGAUUUAUUAACUAGGAAAUGCAAUGCUUAAAAUGGAUUGUGUUUUUUAAUGUCUUUAAUAAAUGAAUUUCAACGGACAAUAUCCUGGGGAAUUCGUUAUAUUUGGAAUAUAGCUUGACAAUAAAUAUUGUUUGUAUUAAUUUAAA